Molecule: messenger RNA, 324 nt
Organism: Cylicostephanus goldi
Lineage: Eukaryota; Metazoa; Nematoda; Chromadorea; Rhabditida; Strongylidae
Source: the annotation of a GenBank genome assembly
GACACCGACACCGUUGCACCACCGAUGAUUGGUGAUGAUAAGAUUGAAGAAUUUUUAGAGAUAAUAAAAGUUGUAAGGAAUAGGACACUCUCAAAAGAAGAACGCUUGCAAGAGAUUCGACCUCUUCUACAAAACUAUACUGAUAGGAUUACGUUGGAGACAAUGGGUAAUCUCACUGAUCUGCAUGAUUUCAUUAUGGAACGCGUGGAGAACGCUUCUGCAAAAGUGAAGGAAGUAUUCCACAAAAUUUACGAUUUGACUGCAGAUAUCGAUUUUGACAAGAAAAGUGAAGCUGAACAAAAUAAUGAGGUGUGUCGUUUUUAG